AUGCUCGGGGGCUCGAUUCCUACGGGGUCGCCGUGCAAUAAUUAUAAGGAGCAAUAUGCACUGCGCCGGCAGAAGAAUUUGUCAACGAUGAUCCGAGACUCCACCAUCCAGCAGUGGAGCUCCCAGGAAGCAUGGAUCAGCUCGAGCAAUGCCCCGAUCAGCCAAUGGUGGGCGCCAAAUCGGAGAUCCGGCGCGAUCGCAUAG
Messenger RNA from Penicillium lagena, 204 nucleotides. RefSeq lists its product as uncharacterized. NCBI's taxonomy places the organism in Eukaryota, Fungi, Ascomycota, Eurotiomycetes, Eurotiales, Aspergillaceae. The transcript has a single exon. Bases 1 to 204 code for a protein of 67 amino acids. The record is from RefSeq and is a predicted model, not a curated record.